CAGAUCUCUUGGUAAUGCAUCGUCGAAUACGAGCGGGAUGGCAGAAACGAUGGCUCACAAUCGUACAACGUACGACAAAACAACGACAGAAAAACUGAAUUUUACGUCGGUAACAUUUGUUCCUUCUAAUGUGGUCGCUGCCGCGUUUAAUGCCGAGACGACUAAUCCGUCCGUAGCUAUGAUGGGCGAUCCUGCAGGGAUUGUCACUACCAUCAAACCACACCAUCGUGUCUACAACGCGACGGAGUAUCUCAUCGAGCAAGACGAGCUCGAGCACAGUAUCCUUGCCAACUUUUCAGACAUACAAACCGUUUUGCUUGCAUGCAUAUCGACAUUAUUACCGCUGAUCAUCGCCUUGGGGAUCGCCUUCGGCGUCAGGCACGUGUGGCGAAAAUAUCGGAAUAACGGAGACAACGAGAAUGGUUUACCUUGGUAUAAGAACGUCUGCAAUCGUAAUAAUGUAGUCGAAUCGCAUCAACAUCAUCCGCAUUCCGGAAAUGUUCCCGUAGAAGAUGCCACGAGAGUCCUUUCCGCACAAGACUUGGUGAAUGGCCUAGACGUACCUCGAUACAUGUACGAGACGGAGGUUAUGGAGGACGUUACGACGGCAGCGGCCGUGAUGGAAUACACCAUGACUUCCGGUAAUCAUACCAGCAAGAACACAAACGGGAACAUCAUCACCCUUACGCUCAAGAACAAUCAUCUUAUCGUAGAAACAGAGGAACGUGCGGUAACGACAGAGGAUAACAAAUCUACUUCAAAAUACAAGGACAGCGGGUGUUCAUUUGUGGUGGAAAUACAACCAGAUUAUAACAAGGAAGAGACAGAGGGUAACAAAGGGUCGACCGAUGAUGUGACCACCGGUGUUACCGAUCAACAGGCUCUAGUGCAUAGAGAAGAAAUACCAGACGAUAGAUUCUCAGGUUUCGAAAAUACACGACUGUUUGGGAGCACCAAUACCGGUCUGUCACAGUCAGAUCUUUCGAUAUCUAGUCAAGGAUCGGCCAACCCGAGUUACCGUUACGGUAAUCAGGUCGAAUACGAUUCCGGCCACCUUGGUUAUCCUAUGUAUGGUGGUAAUUACGAGUCCGAUGUAUUGUCACGGAAACUGGAGGGACGAUCAAAAUGGGUGGAAUUUGAUAAAUCACCGGAUAUAGAAAAAAUACUGUUAGACGAUUCCAGAAAUUUUACCAGUGAGGAGGAGGAGGAGGAAGAGAAUAAAAGUCCACAAUUCUUCGGAAAAUCAAAAAAUAUGUCAUCUCUACAAGACGUUGAGGCCGCGAUAAUACGAGAAGAUUCGUUGGAGAUUGACAAUUUCCCAGAUGUCGUACAAUCGAAUCCGAAUCUUCAAAUGAAUGGCACAACACCCAAUAAGCUCGAAAUUAUGGAACAGAAAGCUCUGAACAACGACUUUGCUAGCAAGAUAGAAAACAACAAGCCCGUGAUAACCGGUGUGCUGCUGAAGGAUGAUGUUCAAGAGGAUGCGUUCCAGGAGCAGCAACGUAAAUUGGGUAAUGGCACGCUGACUCCGGAACACAAGGGGGACAAGACGACGACACGCAAGCCGGAAGGUAGCGUGUUCGUGCCGAGUCACAAACGAGCGGGCAGCAUCCCGCCGCGACUGAUCGAGGAGACGCUCGAAAUGGAUCGCAAAAAGUCGCUGGACAUCUACAACAAGUACAGUCAAAUCAAAACGAGUACCAGAGGUAUGUUGCCAAGCUUGAGUCCAAAAUUCGAGCUGCUGCAGAAUGAGGUGAGUCCGAUCGAGGAGAAAGAGAGUUAAUGCGACGCCAGGAAGAUUCUCCCAUCUGAUUCCCCUCAGCGUUAUCAUCGUCAGUUUUCCGACUGCGUCGUUGGGAGAGCAACGUUCUCUGGAUAAAUUGCAACGAAAGAUACUGUAGUCAGGGAUUAUUGAAAAAAAAAAUGCA
Molecule: messenger RNA, 1928 nt
Organism: Cyphomyrmex costatus
Lineage: Eukaryota; Metazoa; Arthropoda; Insecta; Hymenoptera; Formicidae
Exons: 7
Coding region: 38-1783 (581 amino acids)
Source: RefSeq, a predicted model, not a curated record